Gongylonema pulchrum is the source of this 420-nucleotide messenger RNA. The record is from the annotation of a GenBank genome assembly. NCBI's taxonomy places the organism in Eukaryota, Metazoa, Nematoda, Chromadorea, Rhabditida, Gongylonematidae.
UAUGAUGAGCAGCUUCAGUCGGCAGUGAUCUCUGUGCAGACACUUAUCAAAUCAUCGUCCUUGGAUGUCCAACUUGCUGCACUUAAAGUACUGAAAUGCAUAACAGUGAAUAUGUUGAAGUUAGAAAACAAGCAAGUCGAAAAGUGUGAUACCGAAAGUGAAAAGCUUCCGUCCACAUCUUAUCAGAAACGACUGCCAACUUUGUUCCGAAGAAUUCUCGAUGAAGAUAUAACUGAUAGCUGCGCCCUUUCACCGAAAUUGCUUGUCAUGGAUGCUUUCAUAAGUCAGCUUCACCAUUUUGAAGUUUUGGAAAGGGUGUCAUAUUGCAGUUGUAUCAGUCCAUAUCUGGAUCACAUUCUACCGCAGCUAUUUGAUCUUUUGCCCAGUGUGGAUCUUGGUAAGUUAUUUAACAAAACUUGA